Molecule: messenger RNA, 1155 nt
Organism: Chaetomium strumarium
Lineage: Eukaryota; Fungi; Ascomycota; Sordariomycetes; Sordariales; Chaetomiaceae
Exons: 3
Coding region: 339-1073 (244 amino acids)
Source: RefSeq, a predicted model, not a curated record
CUCGUCAUGAGGCACGGUUCAAUGGAUAAUCAUGGUUUCUGCUGAACGAGAUAUCAGACAUUGUGCCAGGGUGUUCCACAUGCACCGGUCCGUAUAUGACCUCUGUCCUACCAGACAGUCCUUGGAACCUGCCCGUUGGCGCGACACUAGGAUUUCUGUUUGGCCCGCUGUGAGGGUCAAAUGAGCCCGCUUCAUAGCGACCUGUGAGUCUGUGACGACCCUUUGGACUUCGGAGAAAAGAAAGUACCAUAUGUCAGGCAAACCGCCCGCACGCCGUGUCUCAAUAUAUCGCAGAACAAUCUCGCGGGAAUUGCCAACCUCGGCAGCUGCUUUUGAAUAUGAGGGAGAAAAAGGAAGCCUCACUCACAAUCCCCUCCCCCACAGCGACACCGAACAGUCGGGAGCGGAAAUGGACUCUUUUCAACGAGCGCGGGGUGGGGGCUCCAGCUCCAGCCUCCAAGCCUCCCAAAGCCUACCUCCCGCCCACGUGGUUGCGAUGGAGUCCUCGGGGCUGGCUUGCAUCCAUCCAGCCACCGCUCCCCCACGCCGGCUCGAGGCGUGCCAAGACAUGCCCCUUCGCGUUUUGGUCUGCGACGGAGUCGUGGGUGCGGAAGAGGGUUUCUUUACUCAAAACAGCAACCUCAGAGAAGGAAAGGAAAACCGUUAGCGUCGACGGGGAAACCGAGCCGUCGGUAGAUAUCCAUGUCAUCUCGCCGACCGCUUGGAUCCUCAAUUUACCGACAAUGGUUACCGAAGCGACUUCAGGUUGCAAUAGGAUCCCAGACGCAUUGCGGAAAAAUUUUCGCUCGGGACAAUUCUGCUUGGCCAGGCGAGCCAGGCUCGUUUUCCGGCCGAGAAGCGACCGCCGCGGAGAGCUUCCAGCUUUCCGGUUCUCAGGUUCCAGCACAACGGUUGACAGAGAAGACGGAGAUUCCUUCGUUCGUCGCAUCACAGGGGCACCUUGUCCAGUUUUGAAUUGCUGGGACAGCUGCGCUUCGAUGCCGGCUCAAGUUCCCGCCCUGGUCAUUCAAUCUGCAGGCUGGGACUUGCUCUCCGGGUCGCGGCAGACGUGACAUGUUGGUAUUUGUUCUUUUGAUGGGGAAAAGCACUCUGCCCGUGUCUGUGUUUGCUGUUUGCUGUUCCUUUCUGGCUAGG